GGAAGAACACGAUACACGCAUACUAUCGACAGAGCAAACCGUCCAUCGAUCGACAUAAAUCCUUCAACAUCGAUCGACAUCCGCUCUAAAACAAAAACCGCUGUAAGUGAAAGAGAUAAAUUUAAUAACGAGUAUCUAACUCCAGACGAAUUUGUUAUUUUCAGGGACCCAGAUGGCCACGCAAGAGCAAUAGAUGGACGUAUAAUGAAUUUAUCUCGAAAAGAUAUUGCAGACAUCCUUCAGACAGCCAAUGGAGCAGAAAAUGUGUUCGUUCAUCAACGCAACAUUCCAGAAUACCAACAGAAGGAUACAAAUGAGUUCUAUGACGCAGCUGGUGGCAUAGACAAAAGCUUCAAACUAUGGUCUCGCCAUACCACUCGACCAUCGAUCGACGUUGACGUCCCAACAUCGGUCGACAGACGGCUAGAAUUCUGCAGAAGAGCUUUUGAUUUCCACGGUACCAGGAAAUUCUACUGGGAAGAGAAGGAUCAGUAUGGAGUCUACAGAGAUGAACAGGGAUACGCCAGAGAUCUAGAUGGAAACACCAUUCGUCUUCAAAACAUGGAUAUAAGAAGAGUUCUGGAGAGAGCUUCGAGAGAUGAGCCAAGCUACAUAUGUCUUCAUGAACAUGCUACCUUAUUCACACAGACCAAGCUGGUACCAGAGAUCUACACCAAGGACGAGAUCAAUGAGAUGUUCUAUGGAGUCUGUGGAGAACAAGAGAAGAACAAAGAAGCUUUCCAGAUGAAGCUUGAUGGUGUCUACUAUCCAUUGAAUGAUAGUAUCAGUUGGCUAACUACUUGCAUGGAGGAGAUGCAGCAAGACAUAUCCAGAAUUCAACAUGGUACCGAUGUUGCUCAAUCGUCAUCGAUCGACGGAGAUCAACAUACAUCGAUCAACGUUCGUCAACGCACAUCGAUCGACAAUCAGAUGCCAACAUCGGUCGAAAACAAUCCACCACGCCCACUUACGAUGAAGUCUCAAGAAAAUUUUCACAAAGAGAUAGAUUAGUUGGUAGAAGGGAUCUAUAGAGCUCUGGAAACUACAGAAGAGAGGCUUGAUGGGAGAUGUGAUGACAUCUAUUUCCCAAUGGAUCUUAGCAUCGGUGCUUUGACUUCCAAGAUUGAAGCUAUACAAGGGGAAUUGGUGGAGAUUCAGAGUUACAUUGCCCGUCGACCUGAAGCAUCGUCAUCGAUCGAUAGAUGCAACAACAAAUCGACCGACAUUCAUCAUCGAACAUUGGUCGACGACGCUAAAAACCGAGGCCGGCUAGUACCAAAGAUGACAUCAGACAUGUCUGACACACAUUACCAUGGAGAGGAGAUCUCAGCUGACACUUACACCACACUUAGAAGACAUCCGUUAAACCUUGAGAGUCUUGAAGAAAAAUUGCAGAGGAUGGAAAACACAACUGCAACAAUGAAAGAAAAAUGGCGUAGAGGGGAUGAAGCUAUGAGAGACUUCACUGGUACAUGGUUCAACAAGCGUAGAGAAGAGAUGGAUACUUGUUUUCCAACAAGUUCCAACUUUCAACACUACUAGCCCAAUCACCUCCAAAGUCAAGCUAAAUGACUAUAACAAAGUGCUGAGUGGGAGGCAACCCACUAUUAGGUAAUAUUUAUUUAGUUUUUAUUGAUAUACUAUUUAUGUUGGUUUUAAAUUAUUGCAGGUCAUAAAAAUAGAAAACACAAAAAGAGAUCCGAGUAGACGAUUGCCGUGAGUAUCGACCGACGAGAAGCUAUCGACAUUGAUCGUCAUUUCCUAACCUGUCGCGACCGAUAUCAACAUCCCUACAUCGAUCGACAUCCAUUCCGGUCUGAUAGUACUAAAGAUACUAAAGUGGAUCAACCUGUCAACUAUUCACACUUGCUGAGA
Molecule: messenger RNA, 1875 nt
Organism: Brassica napus (rape)
Lineage: Eukaryota; Viridiplantae; Streptophyta; Magnoliopsida; Brassicales; Brassicaceae
Exons: 2
Coding region: 205-1011 (268 amino acids)
Source: RefSeq, a predicted model, not a curated record